UAUUGACUACAAGGCUAAGAGAACGCUCAAAUCAGGACGGGAAUGAAGAACAGAAAUGGUAGCGGUCUGGACAGUCGGCUCAAACACAGAGUGGAGCAGUACAUGACGACCUGCACCAGUGAAUAUGUGGACCUUUCAGCCAUGGCCCUGGCACUCCAAAAACUGUACAGAAUGGAGUAUGGCAGGAGAAACAAGAACGCUUUCAGGAUUCAAGUAGAGAAAGUGUAUGACGCCGUCAUGAAGGACUCCGGGCUGAAUGAUCAGGAGAGCCAACACUUGGCUAAGAGAGCCAAGCACAGCCACAAUGACACUGGUGAUGACGGCAGCAGCUUGGAGUCCUCAGACAGUGAUGACCACGUAUUGGAGAACCCUCCCACCAACCACAUGAACAGCUCUCUUACGUCUCUGUACCGGAAGGGACUCCCUGACUCCAGCAGCAGCUCACCUCGGAGAGAUCCGCCUGCUGCCGGCUCUCCAGCCGACCUGCCUCCCAGUUCAGGGACGCUGGUUUCCACGGGAGGCUGGUUCAUUGAUCGAGGCAGAGGGCCAGAGAAGAGCAACAUCCUCAUCGACCUGUGUGAAGAGGAGCCAACUCAUUUAGCUUCAAAUCAGGCCGAUGUCUCCAUGCUGGAGCCGGAGAAAUCUCGAAAAACAAAAUCAAAGUCCCUCGAGCUGCAGUAUCCCACUCUGAAGUUUGAAGAUGUCGGAGGUAAUGAAGAGACGUUAACGGAGGUGUGUAAGCUGCUGAUCCACAUGCGUCACCCAGAGGUGUACCAGCAGCUGGGAAUGGUUCCUCCGAGGGGCUUCCUCCUUCAUGGACCUGGCUGUGGAAAGACCCUGCUGUCACUGGCAAACUGUUUGUUGGCCACGCCCUCUGCAGCGGCCGUGAUGUCACUGGCUAACAGUGACGUUGGCCAGUUUGUUGGCCACGCCCUCUGCAGCGGCCGUGAUGUCACUGGCUAA
Cyclopterus lumpus (lumpfish) is the source of this 963-nucleotide messenger RNA. RefSeq names its product nuclear valosin-containing protein-like. The record is from RefSeq and is a predicted model, not a curated record. NCBI's taxonomy places the organism in Eukaryota, Metazoa, Chordata, Actinopteri, Perciformes, Cyclopteridae. Bases 43 to 963 code for a protein of 306 amino acids. The transcript is spliced from 11 exons.